This is a messenger RNA of Electrophorus electricus (electric eel), 3254 nucleotides long. It is a transcript of the gene slc44a5b, whose product is annotated as solute carrier family 44 member 5b. NCBI's taxonomy places the organism in Eukaryota, Metazoa, Chordata, Actinopteri, Gymnotiformes, Gymnotidae. The record is from RefSeq and is a predicted model, not a curated record. Gene Ontology annotation, biological process: transmembrane transport. Gene Ontology annotation, cellular component: membrane. Gene Ontology annotation, molecular function: transmembrane transporter activity.
CGCUCUCCUCGACACCCCGCCUCCUCGUGCUGUAAACACGGUGACGCUCGCGCUGUAUCCCAGCACGCAGCCAUUAGGACAGAAUUUAAACCCGAGUUCUCGUAUGCAGUCUAGCAAAUAAAGACACGCCAGCAAACGUUCAGCCGAGGACAAUGGCACGAAAAAGCGCGACUCCUCCGUCCUACUACGGUGAGCCACGCAAGUUUGACCCCAGCUUCAGAGGUCCUGUCCUCAAAAGGGGCUGCACAGACGUACUUUGCUGUGUGAUCUUCGUCGUUGUCAUCCUUAGUUACAUCGCUCUCGGGACCAUGGCAUGGCUGCAUGGAGACAUGCGUAAAGUUAUCUACCCCACCGACAGCUAUGGGCAGUUCUGUGGUCAGAAGGGGACCCCUAAUGCGGACAAAGCCAAACUGUUCUACUUUAACAUUCUCCACUGUGCCAACCCAGCUGUCCUAGUUAACCUGCAGUGUCCGACUGUUCAGCUGUGUGUGUCCAAGUGCCCAGACAGAUUCGCCACGUACUUGGACACCCAGUACCACUACAGCAGGAACCGGAGCUCCUGGGACUACUACACACACUUCUGCAAGCCAGACUUCCACAACCCUAAAAAGUCGGUCGCUCAGGUGCUCAGGGAAGAAGACUGCCCCUCCAUGCUGGUGCCAAGCAGACCCUUCCUGCAGAGGUGCUUCCCCGAUUUCAUCACCAGAAACGGCACACUGACUGUGGCCAACAGAACCGACUUUAAGGACGGACUAGGCAGAAACAGGAGUGUCCUUGACCUGAAAAACGCCGCUAAUGGCAUCUCCAGUCUGCUGGAGGCCAAGGAGGUCGGCAUGAAGAUCGUUGAGGACUACGUCAGCUCCUGGCCCUGGAUCGUAAUAAGCCUGGUCGUUACUAUGGUGAUCAGCUGCCUCUUCAUCCUCUUACUGAGAUUCACGGCGGGAAUUUUACUCUGGUGUGUCAUCUUCGGGGUGAUUGCUGCAGUUGGCUAUGGUAUCUGGCACUGUUACUGGGAGUUUGAUAGACUGCGAGGGGAACCCGAUUCCGAUGUGUCUAUCUCAGCCAUGGGUUUCCACACGGACAUCCGAGUGUACCUCCAGCUGAGCCAGACCUGGCUCAUCUUCAUGGUGUCCCUGGUUUUGGUUGAGCUGGUUCUCGUCAGCAUCCUGGUCUUUCUCAGGAAGAGGUUGCACAUCGCCAUGGCGCUGCUUCAGGAAGGAAGCAGGGCCAUUGGCUACAUCAUGUCAUCUUUGUUUUAUCCCAUCAUCACCUUUCUGAUGUUGGCCAUCUGUAUAGCGUACUGGGCAGUGACAGCUGUCUUCUUGGCGUCUUCUGGUGAGGCUGUUUACAAAGUGAUGUCAGCACAGCCAAACUGUAAAUAUGCCAACAUCACCUGUGAACCACAGACGUUCAGCAAGUCCCGCGUGGCAGCCGAGUGUCCUGGCUCUCGCUGUGUGUUUGUCUUCUACGGCGGCGAGGGUCUUCUCCAUCGCCAUAUCGUCCUCCUGCACCUGUGGAACCUGCUGGUCUUCCUGUGGCUGGCCAACUUCAUUGCGGCGCUGGGCCAGUGCACGCUGGCCGGAACCUUCGCCUCCUACUACUGGGCCCUGAAGAAGCCCGACGAUAUCCCAGCAUGCCCUCUCGCUGCCUCCUUCUCUCGGGCCAUCAGGUAUCACACAGGUUCUUUGGCCCUCGGAGCGCUGUUCCUCUCUGUAGUGCAGUUUUUCCGGAUCAUUUUGGAAUACCUGGAUCACAAGCUCAAAGGUCCUCAGAACGCGGUCACUCGCUUCCUACUCUGCUGUUUGAAGUGUUGCUUCUGGUGUCUGGAGCAUUUCAUCAGGUUCAUGAACAGGAAUGCAUACAUCAUGAUUGCGGUUUAUGGGAAGAGUUUCUGUUCGUCUGCAAGAGACGCGUUCUUCCUGCUGAUGAGGAAUGUGGUAAGGGUGACUGUGCUGGAUAAGGUCACGGACUUCCUGCUGUUCCUGGGAAAGUUGCUGAUUUCAGGGAGUGUGGGUGUCCUCGCCUUCUUCUUCUUCACUCGGAGAAUACCGUUUAUUCAGGAGGAGGUGCCAACACUAAACUACUACUGGGUCCCUCUGCUGACGGUGAUAUUCGGAUCCUAUCUGGUUGCUCACGGCUUCUUUAAUGUCUACGCGAUGUGUGUGGACACCCUGUUCCUCUGCCUCUGUGAGGAUCUGGAGCGGAAUGAUGGCUCUCCUUCCAAACCUUACUUCAUGCCCGUCAACCUCCACAAGAUCCUUACCAGAUCUGAUCGGCCCAGCUAACAGUGAUCUGCCCUCCUGCACUCCUCCUGCGCUCCUCCUCUCUCCUCCUGCGCUCCUCCUCUCCUCCUCUCUUCUUCUAUUGUUCUCUCUCUGCAAGGGGCUGGAGGUCUCCUUCUACUGGCUGCUUUUUAGCCGUGUUACCCGCUGUCCUCUCUGCAUUGAGGCUGCUAAGAGCUGCUAUCUUUAACCGUCUGUGCCCAGAGUGUUCACACACCACACACUGCAGUUAGUAUUUCUCCAGGACACUCUCUCUCUCUCAUCUCCUCUGGAUUAAAGGGGGAAUAUUCUUGAUUGCCGUUAGCUGUUAGGGGGUUGCAGCGUCACCUUUAACGCACUGGUCACUAAUGGUUACCAAACUCCUACAGUAUACAGUAGGAGUGGUUUUAAGCUGCGCUUUGCUGUGUGUAUUCAGGGUGCGUGUGUGUGCGCGUGUGCGCGUGCUUGUGCUCUCCUCCUGAGGAUGUAAGUACCUUAGCAACGUUUAGUUCCAUCUGCUGGAGGUGGUACAGUAUUCUGGAGGUUCUCGUCAGCUUCAGGUGUGUUGGAGCUUCAGCGGAGACUGUCUCUGUACCAGGACUCAGACCUACAGGUGGACUGGGUUGGUGGUUUUUAAAGUGAAGUUCAGUCCUGUCCUCCAGGAGGUUCUGGUUCUGGUUUAGCAGAACAGCUUUACUUGUAGAUCUGUUGGGUUUUGUGCCAGGUCUUCUCAUACUGUGUUUAGUGGCUGUGCCUAAUUUCUGACUGGGAGGAGAUUUGUUUGGACUGGGACGAGGGUUGUUCAGACUGGCAUUUAUGGGUUUGCACUUCUUUUUCAAAGUUUUUAAAGGAUAAAGCCAUUUUUUUGGUACUUUUUGUAUACCAGGGCACAGACGUAUUCUGUCCCUGCCAGGGCACAGCUUUGUAUUCUGUCCCUGCAGUGUUUCAUGUUUUAUAAGGAUGUGUUUAAUAAAAACAAAACGCAAUAGUGAA